AUGAGCACACAGACCUUCACCAGCACUCCCACGUUGGGAUCACGACCUCAGGCGAUCUUUCAGUUGAGGGGCCCUCAUCCCACCCCCAACACAGCUGCUUUUCCAGAACUUGACCAGAAAGGGUAUACUGUAGUCAAGAAUGUAUUAUCUUCGGAGAGAUCAUCGGAAUACGUGAACAGAGCAUUCGAUUGGCUGGAAGGUUUCAAUAAAGGUUUCAAGAGAGAUGUUAGGUCUACUUGGAAGCCUGAAAACUUACCUGCUUUCUCCCGAGGUGGAUUGUUCAAUCGCCAUGGUGCACAUCACGAGCAGUGGGCAUGGGACGUGAGGUCCGAACAAGCUAUUAUCGAUGUAUUCUCGAGGAUCUGGGACACAGAAGAAUUGCUUGUAUCUUUUGACGCCGUAAAUAUAUCUUUACCAUUCGACAAAGAUGCGAAUGUCCAAAAAGGAUCUUGGCCGCAUACCGAUCAAAGUCCUCUAAGGAGAUACAAACAUUGUAUACAAGGUAUCAUGAAUCUGGUCGAAGUCGGACCUAAAGACGGGAGUCUACUAGUGCUCGAAGGUUCCUUCCAGCUGUACAACGAAUUCUUUGAGACCCAAGAACAAGAUGCACCUCCUGAAGGAUGGUCCUGGAGAGAUUCGUUUGUACCUACCGACGAACAGAUGCAGUGGUUCUACGAUAGAGGAUGCAAGUGGAAGAAAAUCGAAGCUGGAUAUGGUGAUCUGAUAUUAUGGGAUAGUAGGACUAUCCAUUAUGGCGGGAAUGCAGAGGGUGAUUCGAUAAGGGUUGCGACUUAUGUCUGCUAUAAGCCUGCUAAAGAUAUAGAGCCAGAUGCUCUCGAGCGUAGAAAGAAGUGCUGGGAUGAAUUGAUCGGAACGUCCCACGACCCUCUCUUGUUUCGUGAGACAGGGUCGAUAGCAUUAGGACCUCUGACUGAUGAUGAGAGACUGAGACCGUUGGAAAGGCCUAUAUUAUCUGACAGAGCCAAGUUGUUGGCGGGAAUAGAGAGCUAUUGA
Kwoniella mangroviensis CBS 8507 is the source of this 1014-nucleotide messenger RNA. RefSeq lists its product as uncharacterized. Lineage: Eukaryota; Fungi; Basidiomycota; Tremellomycetes; Tremellales; Cryptococcaceae. The coding region runs from base 1 to 1014 and encodes 337 amino acids. The transcript is spliced from 7 exons. The record is from RefSeq and is a predicted model, not a curated record.